CUUCUAUAAACCGCUCUGAGACUCACUGCUCUUCUUCCUCCAGUGAGCAUACAGGCGUAAGCGUAGAGGCGGACAUACAGAGCACGGUGGUAGUCGAACACAGUUCCGUGGCUUCGGACACCGCUGCGGCAUCACAACCCGCAGCGCAUGUGGAGAGCCCGGGGAGAGGCGAGCACAGAGCCGAGGGCAGAGGAGAGGGGCACCCCAGCCAAGCCGCGCACAGGAGGCAAGAGUCUGUGCCAACGCGAAGAAGGCAGGCUGCGCAGUCUGGGCACUCCAGCCAUGAAGCUACACUUUGCAGAGCUAAAGAAAUCUCCACAGGAUUAUUAGCAUUGUUAACACUUGGUUUCCAGGGAGCUUUCUCCCUCCAACUGGACAUGGGAAACGUAAACAUUAGCCGGACUAGAUUUUAAAGCACGUCUCUGUCCUGGCCUGUCCCCUGACUCCAACCAGGACUUCCAUGAUGGAGGUGGUCAGGAUGGAGCAGGAGCAGGAGGAAGAGGAGGCAGGACCACUCAUCCACAGUGUCCAUGGGCCCCACAGGAUCAGACCCUCCUCGUACAGGGCCCUGCGCAGUGCUGUGUCCACACUGGCGCGCAUCGAUGACUUCACUUGUGAGAAGAUCGGAGCUGGGUUCUUCUCAGAGGUCUUCAAGGUGCAGCACCGCGUGUCCGGACAGAUCAUGGCCCUGAAGAUGAACACUCUGCCCUGUAACAAGGCCAACAUGCUCAAAGAGGUGCAACUGCUUAACCGACUGUCUCACCCCAACAUCCUCAGGUUUAUUGGAGUUUGCGUCCAUGAGGGCCAGCUCCAUGCUCUCACAGAGUACAUAAACGGGGGGAACCUGGAGCAGCUGUUGGCCAGUGACGUGUAUCUGUCCUGGGGCAUGCGCCUGAGUCUGGCCCUGGACAUUGCUCGAGGUCUGGAGUAUCUACACAGUAAAGGAAUCUUCCACCGGGACCUUACCUCCAAGAACUGCCUGGUCCGCUGGGAGGACGGCGUGUGCAUUGGAGUGGUAGGGGACUUCGGUCUGGCAGAGAAAAUACCAGAUUACAGUGAGGAUGGUACGCAGGAGCCAUUGGCUGUGGUGGGGUCCCCCUACUGGAUGGCCCCGGAGGUGCUCAGAGGAGAGGUUUAUAAUGAGAAGGUGGAUGUGUUUGCGUAUGGGAUCAUCCUUUGUGAGAUCAUCGCGAGGAUACAGGCCGACCCGGACAUACUGCCACGCAAAGAGGACUUUGGUCUGGAUGUGGAGACAUUUCAGCACAUGGUGGGAGACUGCCCUCCUGACUUCCUGGAUUUGGCCAUCACCUGCUGUAAUAUGAGUUCAAAGCUGCGGCCAUCCUUUUCACAAAUAGCGCUGGAGCUGGAGCAGAAGCAGGCAGAGAGGAACCAGAAGGAAAAGACACUGGUUAAAGUUGCCUCACCUCCUGUUACCACUCUGCGUCGUCGUUCACUCGGCCUCCCCACAGACCCUCGCUUAUCCCGCAGCAAAUCGGACAUGCUCCACCCCCAGGACACGCCCCCCUGUGUCAUCCUCACCCCUCACACACGCAUCAACCCCUUUUCACAGAGAGAAGACCUGAAAGGAGGAAAGAUAAAGCUUUUCGAUACGCCCAGUAAGUCUGUUAUCUCCUUGACCUUCAUGCUGCCCCCUCCUCCGGACACCUGUGAUGGCACAGAUGUGCCCAAGGACUCAGAGCCCCGGAGACACAGACGCAGCCUCUCUCUCCCCUGUACCCCGCCCCCCCACCUCACCUCUGCCCCCAAAACAGUCCUGAGUGAGGACAGUGGGCAGGUGAAUGGUGUGAGUGAAGAGGAGAGGCUGUUAGGGGAAAGCAUAGACUACAGUGGGACAGUGGUAGGGGACUCAGGACUGCCCCUCUCUGCUGAGCCCCUGUCCCUGGAACUGUCAGAGGAGAAAGGGGUGGAGCCUAUGGACUGCUCCAACUCUCCAGACACUCAGGACAGCACUUCGUCCUUGUAUUCUAAAUUGACUCCACCCCCUUCCCACUCCUCCACCCCUCUGUCAAACAGCUGGGGGUCUGCCAUUUCCAAUGGGCCCCCUUGUUUACCCCCCCUCACUAACCUGGAGAACAACAAUGUGGUUACUGGAUGCCCUAUUGGCUGGACGUCUCCAGAUCCACCCAUGACCUUGGACAACAAUAACGGGUAUCAUUCCACGCCCAGUGACCCAGGCGCCCUGUCACCCUUUGGCUCUGGCAGUGGUCACUCUCUGGACCAGGAGGAGGUCAUAUCCUGCCCUGGCUGCUGUCUUCCAGGGCUGCACUUCCCCUCUGUGUGCCUGCGCGCUCCGCAGAGGAGGAACGCCUAUAAGAACCUCAACGGGGACUCAGCAGCUUCACGUGGGCUGCUUCGUCCGGGACCCAAAGGCCUACCUCCCUCUCCCACCCCCACCGUGACCACCUCCAGCCUGGAGCCAGGACUGUCUCUCCCCAGUGCACGGACUUAGACCGGUCUGAAGCGCCAGCAAAUAAACUCUCCAGGUCUACUACUAUAAACUAGCCUGACCAGCAGGACUCUCAAAGUAAUGUGGGUCUGGCACCCCUCCUAUUGAUGUGAUUAUUCAGAGCUUGAUUCAAAUAAAAUGUGGCUGUUUUAUCAAAUGCAGAGGGGGUUAUUUUAAGUUCAGAUCAGUUUAUUCUGUUUUUGCUGUUUGAUUGCAUUGAAAUGACCCAAAAUCAAGCAUAAAAGUUAAACAAGAAUGUAUAUUUUAAAUUUUAAAAUUUAUUUACAGUGGCUGGUCAGGCUAGCCUUAAACACCAAAACAUGAAUGCUUAAAAAAAAAACAGGUUUCUAUCUCUGGUCUAAAGCUCUUCCUCAGAAAAGAUGUGUGUCUCUUCAAAUUUGCACAGUUUAUCUCAGCAAUAGACCACGUCCUUUCCAGACAUUUGGUGCAGAGGCUGCUCCACAAAAACAUGAUUAAUGCUGUGCUUCGAUUUAACGGCCUCCCUGUUUGGAGGCCGGUGUUUGGCGACCUCUGCUGGGCUGAUGGCGCCACUGUGCCUGUGUCCGUCUUGUAAACUGUAUAUUUGUAGAUGUAAAGAUUCUUUUGACUGAUACUGCUGAUGAACCAAGGAAUGUUGAGCUUAGUAUUAUUGUUGCAAUGAGUCCAUUUGGUGCACUUCCAAUGUAUUGUUGUGAAUAAAGAAUAUUAAUAAAA
This is a messenger RNA of Boleophthalmus pectinirostris (great blue-spotted mudskipper), 3181 nucleotides long. It is a transcript of the gene tesk1b, whose product is annotated as testis associated actin remodelling kinase 1b. Lineage: Eukaryota; Metazoa; Chordata; Actinopteri; Gobiiformes; Gobiidae. Gene Ontology annotation, cellular component: nucleus; cytoplasm. The transcript is spliced from 11 exons. The coding region runs from base 461 to 2470 and encodes 669 amino acids. Gene Ontology annotation, molecular function: protein serine/threonine kinase activity; ATP binding. The record is from RefSeq and is a predicted model, not a curated record. Gene Ontology annotation, biological process: actin cytoskeleton organization; positive regulation of stress fiber assembly; protein phosphorylation.